This is a messenger RNA of Lecanosticta acicola, 561 nucleotides long. The record is from the annotation of a GenBank genome assembly. NCBI's taxonomy places the organism in Eukaryota, Fungi, Ascomycota, Dothideomycetes, Mycosphaerellales, Mycosphaerellaceae.
AUGGCAGAUCCAGAGAAGGUCCCUGUUGCCCCGGCAGUCCAGUUCAAGGGAAGCUGCGCAUGCGAGAGGAUCACCUACCACUGCACUGAUACGCCCAAGGCGGAUGAAACAGGCAUCUGCCAUUGCGUGACGUGCAGGAAGCUCUCUGGAGGACCAUAUCAAGCGUUCACCGGCGUCAGCGCGAAGUCGGUCACCCUUUUCGAUCAGAAGGAACAAUUGCGCUACGCAGGAUUUCCAAAAGACGACAUUGGCGGCAUCAUGUACCUGCGCUUCUCGCAGAUUGGCGAGAGAUCAUUUUGCGUCUCAUGCUAUUCGCCAUUGGCUAUGCGGUACAAGCACCGUCCAGACGUUGUGGACCUCACGCUCUCGUCCAUCGAUGAGGACAGCAUUGUGGGAGAGGAUGGCAAGAGGUCGUUGAGAGUGAGCUUUCACAUCUUCACGAGUCAGAAAGUAUCGUGGAUCGACAUUGAGAAGGACGGUGUGCCUGAGGGUCGAAGGCACGAGCGGUUCUCCAAGACUUUUGAGGAGAAGCUGAGCGCUUGGGAGUCUAAGCAGCAGUAG